AUGACAGAUAUUACAGAAGAGCAUACGUGGUUACAAGCACAGCAUGAACUAAGUUUGAGGAAACUAAUAGAGAAUUCAGAAUAUCAAGAGGAACUGAAGUAUGACUUCAAUACAAAAGGACAACUGAGGCAUCUGGAUACAAAUGAGCCCUUUGUUUACAAUUAUUACAAGAAUGCACAUGAGCAGAAUCACAAACGUUACCAAGUUUUGGGACAUUUGAUUACUCACUAUGUUUACGAACUCCUGGAAAGAGUCUGCAUGUUACAGAAAGUUUAUAUUCCUACCGAUGCUAAAGAGGAUGAACCAAGAAGUUUCUUUUUCAUGAGUGAGAAUGCACUGAGAAGUUCUAGCCUGAUUGUCCUUCUUCAAGACUGUGGAGUUUUCCGUGCUGGACAGUGGGGGCAAAGGACGAUUGUCAGCGAGGGCCUGGAGCACGGAACACAAAUACCAUUCAUCCAAAAGGCCCUUCAAAACCAUGGAGGAGUGAUUGUACUGAAUCCCAAUGACAGUUUUGUUGAUCUCAAGGCUGACAAGGAGAGGUUAAGCUGUUCUGCCCCGGAAGAAUCACUGACUUCUACACAGUCCACCAGGUGGAUCCCCAAGCAGGACAGCAGCAACCCUGAGGAACACACCAUGUAUGUAUGGGAUCACUUCAUUUCAAAGAGCGCAGCCAAGAAUGUGGCCUUCAUUGCCCAUGGCUAUGGUGGGUUGGUGUUUGUUGAUCUGCUGGUGCAGCGAAAACAGGAGGUGAUGGAUAAAGUGUAUUCUGUGGCAUUCAUUGACUCCACGCACAACACACAGCACCAGGCUAGAAGUGAUCCACAAAUACAAGCAUGGAUAAAGAAAUACUGCCGACAGUGGGUGUCAAACAGUAAGCCCCUAGAUAAACCUGUAGGCACUCUCAUGAGAGUGAAUUGUCCUACUGUCUCUGCUGGAACAGAAAAGUAUGGUUUAGCACCCUCUUACUGCUUACAUGCCAUCUUUAGGUACCUGAAGAGCACACUGAAAGCCAAGACCACACCAGCCUUAAGGCAUUCACCUAUUGUAACCAGAAGCAGCACAAGCAAGAAGAGAGGCAAUAAAUAAAGGUAUACUGAUUUGUCCUUGAUAGUUGCCUCUUCCUUUCAUAACUGCCAC
Calypte anna (Anna's hummingbird) is the source of this 1137-nucleotide messenger RNA. RefSeq names its product putative protein FAM172B. The transcript is spliced from 2 exons. Gene Ontology annotation, cellular component: nucleus. Lineage: Eukaryota; Metazoa; Chordata; Aves; Apodiformes; Trochilidae. Gene Ontology annotation, molecular function: siRNA binding. Bases 1 to 1086 code for a protein of 361 amino acids. The record is from RefSeq and is a predicted model, not a curated record. Gene Ontology annotation, biological process: regulatory ncRNA-mediated heterochromatin formation.